UGGAGGGGCGAACCGAAGAAACCGACCAGAUUUUGUCCAAAUCUGACAAUGGCGAAACAACCGCUAUUUUUCAGAUGCCGAAAUAAAAUCCAAACCGGUCUUCUAGCUUAGCUUUGCUUUCGGAUCCGGUCAUCGACUCCUUCUCCUCUCUUCUCUCUUCUCCUGCCGACAAAGAAAAAGGAGGAGAAAAAAAAGGGCUCGAAUCGAGAGGAACAAGAGAGCCGACCCAACUCCAUCUCCGCUGAGCUUUCGCCGUUCGCAAUGGGGCCGGGCGGGGCCGAAUCUCGGGAUUCACGCCGGCGAGGAGGCUUCGUUUGGAUCGGCGUUGGUUGGCCGGCAGCUAGAUCUUUGUGACCUUUGCUUUCCUUCGUUCCUUCCGAGGAGCUUGGGUUUGGGUUGUUUCUUCUUUUUAUUUCUUCGUCUUCUUGUUGUGUGUUGCUGGAUCGGAGCAGGAGAAAGAGGUAUGGGUUGGAGGUACAACGCCGGGUUGCUUCUCAUCGGGGCGGUUGUUAUUAUAUGGGUCACCUCCGCCGAAGUCACGCAGGGUAUAUUUACAGACUACAAGCAGCCAUUCGCAGUUACUUAUUUGGGGGCCUCUCUCAUGGUUGUUUAUCUACCAAUAGCAUUUAUCAAAGAUUGGUUAUGUAAUUUUUUUAAAAGACAUUCUUCUAAAAGAGGUAGAAUUUCAGAAAUCAUCAUCAAAUCUCCAUCUGGACUGGAUUCUUCUCUUAAAAUUAGUGGGAUGCAGAAGAUCUUGGAAAUGGAAUCACAGGCCCCUUUAACUAAGAAAGACAGUGAACUAGAACUUUCUGCACAACAAGAGGAAAAGCCAUUAAUUGUCAAACUUGAUGAAGUUGAAGUCGAAGUAGAGGUGCUGAAAGAGAACAGAACAUUAACCACUAGGGAAAUUGCAGUAUAUGCAUGCUACCUUGCCCCUCUUUGGUUUGUCACAGAGUAUUUGUCAAAUGCAGCGCUUGCACGAACUAGUGUUGCAAGUACUACUGUACUAUCUUCAACUUCAGGACUCUUUACUCUUUUCAUUGGUGUACUUCUGGGCCAAGAUUCCUUAAAUGUAGCAAAAGUGGUUGCUGUUUUUGUUAGCAUGGCUGGUGUUGCUAUGACAACACUGGGUAAGACAUGGGCAGCAGAUGAGUCACAGUUGAUCUCCUCUGGGAAUGAGCAAAGGUCUCUUGUAGGGGAUCUUUUUGGGCUUCUUUCAGCUAUGACAUAUGGUCUAUUUACUGUUCUGCUCAAAAAGUUUGCAGGGGAGGAAGGACAAGGAGUCGAUGUUCAAAAGCUGUUUGGAUAUGUUGGACUUUUUACACUUGUAGCUUUAUGGUGGCUUGUAUGGCCAUUGACUGCAUUGGGGAUUGAACCAAAGUUCACAAUACCUCAUUCUGCUAAAAUGGAAGAAGUUGUUCUUGCUAAUGGCUUUGUUGGAAGUGUACUCUCAGACUAUUUCUGGGCAUUAUGUGUUGUUUGGACUACGCCAUUGGUGGCUACCUUAGGCAUGUCCCUCACUAUACCACUUGCCAUGGUUGCCGAUAUGGUCAUUCACGGCCGGCACUAUUCAGCAGUCUAUAUUCUUGGGUCAGCUCAGGUAUUUGCUGGGUUUGUAAUAGCUAAUCUUUCAGAUCGCUUGUCCCAAUUUUUGGGAUUAUAGCACCAUUGAGCAUGUUACGCAUGAACACCAAUAUUGUUAUUCUUUACACGCAAGCAUUCUUUACUCUUGCAUCUCAAGGGGAACCUCAUCUAUGCACUUCACCGGUUUGUUGGUGUGGGUCUCAGAUGAAUGUAGUUUUUCAACUCAUUAAAUUUUGUAGGCAACUGGGGGCACUGUUAUGUUCCCAUUGGUGCUGGACAUAGCUCCAAAGGUAAUGAAUGAUUCUUUUGAGCAUUUUUUUAAACUUGUGUUGUAAAAUGUUUGUCAAAUGUAUAUAAUUUCCUUUCAUGUUUGGUGAUCUA
Messenger RNA from Elaeis guineensis (African oil palm), 1965 nucleotides. RefSeq lists its product as uncharacterized. Gene Ontology annotation, cellular component: membrane. NCBI's taxonomy places the organism in Eukaryota, Viridiplantae, Streptophyta, Magnoliopsida, Arecales, Arecaceae. The record is from RefSeq and is a predicted model, not a curated record.